This is a messenger RNA of Gekko japonicus, 2098 nucleotides long. RefSeq names its product transmembrane protein 189-like. The coding region runs from base 86 to 1111 and encodes 341 amino acids. Gene Ontology annotation, molecular function: plasmanylethanolamine desaturase activity. Gene Ontology annotation, biological process: ether lipid biosynthetic process. The record is from RefSeq and is a predicted model, not a curated record. The transcript is spliced from 6 exons. Gene Ontology annotation, cellular component: endoplasmic reticulum membrane. NCBI's taxonomy places the organism in Eukaryota, Metazoa, Chordata, Lepidosauria, Squamata, Gekkonidae.
GCAGCAGAAGAAGCGGUGGUGGCGGCGCGUUGCGCGAGCUCCUCCAGCCCGCCCGUCAGCCAGCCCUUGGGCGGGUUUCCUCGCGAUGCUGCUCCCGCCGCCGCCCUCGUCGCUGGCUCAGGCGCUGGCGCCGGGCGGCUCUGCCGGUCCCGGAGCACGAGCAGCGGGGCCGGAGCUUGAAGACGCGGCCGGCCUUCGCGAGCAGCAGCAGGACGAAGAGGCGGCGGAACGAGGCCGCGCGGGGGCCAUGGCCGGAUGCACCCAACGCGUGCCGGCGGGGACCAACCUCGAGCCGGACGGGGCGUCGUCCGAGGCGGAGGCCGCUGCGUCAGCUGCCCAAGAAGCGCGUGAGGACGCCUGUCCCCGCUGGGGAGCUCAGCAUGCCGGAGCCCGGGAGCUGGCCGAGCUCUACUCGCCCGGGAAAAGGUUGCAAGAAUGGAUCAGUGUCAUCUUAUGUUUUUCUCUGAUGGCUUUCAACUUCUACAAUCUCAUCUUCUGCGUGAGAUGGGAGCAUGCCUUCUCUGUCGUUGCUGGGAUACUUGCAGGAGUCAUCACUGCGGACUUCGUCUCGGGUCUCGUGCACUGGGGAGCGGACAGCUGGGGAUCUGUGGAGCUGCCAAUAGUUGGAAAGGCCUUUAUCAGACCUUUCAGAGAACACCACAUUGACCCAACAGCAAUUACCAGACAUGACUUUAUAGAGACCAAUGGGGAUAACUGCAUGUUGACCGUGGUUCCACUAGCAAACAUGGCCUACAAACUGGUUUCUUUAUCGCCAGAAGCAUUGCACCAAGCAUGCCCUUGGGAGUGUUACGUCUUUGCCCUGGCUGUAUUUGUAACCUUGACGAACCAGAUUCACAAGUGGUCUCACACCUAUUUUGGUCUUCCUUCCUGGGUCGUCUUUCUGCAGGACUGGCACAUCAUCCUGCCACGGAAACACCACAGAAUCCACCACGUUUCUCCGCAUGAAACCUAUUUCUGUAUUACGACAGGCUGGCUCAACUAUCCAUUAGAGAAAAUCGGAUUUUGGAGGUUCCUGGAGAAUAUCAUUCAAAGACUGACAGGAGAAAAACCUAGAGCAGACGAUAUGAAAUGGGCUCAGAAAAUUAAAUAACUCUGACAAGCCUCUGCAGUGCUCACAUCUGUUGCCAAUAUUUUUAAAUGAGAAAAAAAAGCCAUCAGCCAAAUUAAAGACUUGCAAAGAAAUAAUGGACUAAAGCACAAUGCUUUUUUUUAAAAAAAGUGCUAACAGACUGCAGUUAAAGGACUCAUUCUUCAAAAUAAUACUUGAAAUGCAAAUGGUUUUUCCACUUGCACUGAGCACCUUCUGUUAGCCGCAUCUACUGAUGUUGAACGCACUCGUCCUUGAGUCUCAAAAGCCAUUAGUUGGAGAAGACAGUCUGUGACUUCUAGUAAGAUAAUGUCAGUGGCACAGUAGAAAGCAAAAAUAAAAUGUGUUGUAUCAACAUGAAUUACCACUUUGAAAGUAGUUUCAGACCGUGUGGGAUAACAAAAAGAGAGCAAGCAAGCACUAUGUCUUUUAAGGAGCGGAUCUAGACUUACUGCAUGAAAUCCAGCCGGGAGAAAGGGAGUCUGUGAAACUGUCACUAUUUAGUGCUUGGUACACCAGCCAGUUGCUUCAUCUUGCUGCCAUGUCCCGUCCUAGUCUGCAGUGUGCAACAGAGCAUUUGAGAGUCUCACUCUGCUAGUGGAUUAAAGGAUCCUUUUAAUGUUGUCUUUCUCCUGAAAUAAACAAGUGUUCUACUCCUUUUCCCUUGAUAAUUCAAGCAGACCAUUGCUGUGUAAGCCUGUGACUACCUUGACAGCAAUCAUGGGUUGGGGUGGGGUGGAUUAAAGCAAGAGUAUAUUUUGUGGAAAUGUCCAAGAUCAACACUAGUGUUAGGUCAUUUUAGUGUUCAGUGAUGCGGAGCGGGGAUCCCUCUCAGUAUGAUUUCAUCUUCCAAUAAUUACUGUUAAAAAGUAGUUCUAGAAAACUGGGCACAUCCAUCAGUUUAUAUCUUAGAAAAGGAUAGGUUAAUGGUGUGUAUUAAAGGUGCUUGCUCAUUCAUGUAAAUAUUUAUAAAGCCUUAAUCUUUCCCCC